UAAAGAUUGGCGUGAAACUAAAGUUACGUAAGCAGCAGUAGUACUAAAAUUCGAAUGAAGCAAGAAUUUUUGACCCAAAAGGAGACCAGCACACUCUAGCCACCACACCUACAAACUUGGCUUUAAUCCCACACAGAUGCAGAGUCCAAAUGAAAAUAAAACCCCAGCUUCAGCCUACUUCAUACUUAGAUACGAACAAAGAGGAGAUAAGACCGUAUAUUCAAACGAAACAAAUCGACUUUAAGACCAACUCAAUCACAGCCCGGAACCCUCAUCUUUCCCUAUAAAUAGCAAGCCAAACCUGCGAUUUUAUUCAUCAACACCUACGGCAUAUAUACAUAUAUACGUAUAUAUAUAUAUAUAUAUAUAUACUUUUAUUCGACCCUUCGUUUUAGCCCAAACCAAGCCCUGAAAAUACUUCUCAAACCUUCCCCCUUCGUGAGACGAAUCCAACGGAGAAAGAAUCGUUGGAAACGGUCGUGAAACGAGGGAGAAAAGCUUCGCCGGAGUUUCGUCGGGCAAACUUUCACGACGGGAAACGGAGAAGAGGGAGGAACUGCCGCUGCCGCCAACCCAUCACCGACCUUCGCCGUCCCAUAAGGAGUGCACCGCCACCGUCAUUGGCCGCGUCCGUCGAGGUGAUUAUCUAGAGACCGGAUUAGAGGAAGAUAACUAGGAGCAUCAGGACUUAAGAUGAUGAGUUGGAUACCUAUGUGGAUUGAUGGAUUGCUCGAGCUUGAGUGCGAAUUAGAAGAUGCCUUAGUUAAAUCUAGUCAUGAAACAAACAUUUACUUAUUAUUACAUUAGUUUUUGUUGUUUUACUUUGAGUUGCCUGUGCAUUCGGUUAAGAGAUGACCGAAUGUGGCGGUAACACCCAUUCCCCUUUUAGACUUCCGCUGUAUUUCUUCAAUUCUUUGAUGAAUGAAUAAAGUAUUUCUUUUAAAUAUAUCAAUGUUUUGGGCGGGAAAUUUAGGGGUGUUACAAAUUGGUAUCAGAGCCUUAGGUUUUCCGAAGGGACUAGAACACGAGGUAAUAGGUCGUAGGGAGAAAUUCUGUCACAAAGACGAUAACAGUCUAAGCUAGUUGGUGCAUAAUUGAGCCCUGCGCUCGUCCAACUAACUGAGAAUUUCUCCUUGUGCUGAAACUUCGUCGUUCGAAAUCUUUGACGAAAACUAUAGUUUUGAUGCGGGGAUUUUCAAAAGGUUUUUGUAAAAUUAGGAGAAUGAAUAUACUAGGAAAAAGACCUUUUAGGACGCGGUGAGAAGGAGAAACCUUUGCGAAAUUAUUGAGUUAUGAAAUGCAUGAAAUUCGUGCUUAUGUGAAGUAUGUGGAGUAAGUAAGAUCCUUCGUAUGUGUUUAUCUGUUUGAAUUUAGUAGAGAACUUGUAUAAUGUAGAAGCCUUAUGAAUGCCUUAGUACUUAGUACUCGAUUUCUGUAUUAAGAAUCAUGCCGCCGAGGAGAGACCCACAUUCAACCCCAACUGUCGCGGAGCAGGCCCAAACUGUCCAGCAAAUGGCGCAGCUCAUAGGAGCAGCCCAACCCCAGAACCCUGGGAUUGACUACGCAACAAGGGUUGCCGGGCGAAACCCUCCAAAAUACUUGGGUGAGGAAGACCACCUUAUCUUGGAGGACUGGAUCCGCACUUUCGACAAGCUCUUUGAUUCACUGAAUUGCCCGUCGGAGCAACGGGUGAAUAUUGCGGUGUACUAUCUGCACCAAGAAGCGGACCACUGGUGGGCCGCCAACGGACUAGCACUUCUCGGGCAACCGGGCUUCGAUUGGGAGGACUUCAUAGUAGCGUUGCGGGAUCGCUUCUACCCAGAUCACGUGAAGGAAGCAAAUUAUGAAGAAUUUGUCAACUUUAAACAAGGUGACCUGACUGUUCAUGAGUACCACACGAAAUUCGUUCAACUGGCACGUUUUGCCAAGGACCUGGUGUCGACAGAGGCCAGUAUGACCCGCAGGUUUGUUAACGGGCUUAACUUCGGGGCCCAAAAGUUCGUGACGGUAGCAGAGCCGCAGAAUUUGAAUGAGGCUUAUAGAAAGGCUGGUAAGUACUACCUGGUACACCAGAAGGAAAGGGAGGCACACAAAAGAGACCGAAAGAAUGCGGAAGUGGAGCAGCAACAGAAGAAGGCCAAGAUUGAUCGCCCUGAGCAGCGCCAGAACAACCAAGGCGGAGGAAGAUUCCAAGGUCAAAAUCAAAGGAGGGAUCGUGAGAGGCACUAUUACUGCAAGCGUUGUAAUAGAGAUCACCCAGGCGUAAAUUGUGACGGAAGUCAAACCAAAUGUUUCAAUUGCGACAAGCUAGGACACCGAGCUUUUGAAUGCAAUUCCAAAAAGGCGGACAUACCGGCAAACCCGAAUCAGAGGAGUGAUAGAAACAAUGACAACAACCCCAAUAGAGGUCGAAUCUACGUGAUGAAUCAAACUCAGGCAAACGCUCACAAUCUCGACUCAGGUAAUAUUCUUGUUACGAGGACGUAACCUCUCGUUAAGGUGGGUAAAAUGUAAUACUUUAGAAUUUUGAAAUUUAACUUUAGUUUAUGUUUCGGGACGAAACAUCUUUUAAGGAGGGUAGAAUGUGACACUUCAAAAAUUUAAAUAAAAAUAAAAAUAAUUUUAAUUAGUCAGAUAAAAUAUUAAGAAAAUAACAUUUUUAUAAUUAAUUAAGUCAGACAAAAAUUCAAUAGUUGUGACAUUCUAACCAGAUAAAAAUUUCCAAGCUUACGACGUUUUAGUCAGAUAAAAAUGUUCCGAUAAUAGAAGUAACAUUUUAUAACAAGUACUGGUGAUACAUAUAACAUAAGUAAUAAAAAUUAUUUUUGUAAUAAUAAUAAUAAAUUACAGAAAAUAAAACUUGACUUCCCUAAUCCUAAUACACUAUUAAAAAUAAUACGAGUAAAAGAUAAAUGCACCAGUGCAUUACACCCUUAAAUAAUAUUCUUAGUUUACGUAAUAUUAACAAUAAUACCAAAAAUGGCUUACAAACUAAAGAUUGGCGUGAAACUAAAGUUACGUAAGCAGCAGUAGUACUAAAAUUCGAAUGAAGCAAGAAUUUUUGACCCAAAAGGAGACCAGCACACUCUAGCCACCACACCUACAAACUUGGCUUUAAUCCCACACAGAUGCAGAGUCCAAAUGAAAAUAAAACCCCAGCUUCAGCCUACUUCAUACUUAGAUACGAACAAAGAGGAGAUAAGACCGUAUAUUCAAACGAAACAAAUCGACUUUAAGACCAACUCAAUCACAGCCCGGAACCCUCAUCUUUCCCUAUAAAUAGCAAGCCAAACCUGCGAUUUUAUUCAUCAACACCUACGGCAUAUAUACAUAUAUACGUAUAUAUAUAUAUACUUUUUUUCGACCCUUCGUUUUAGCCCAAACCAAGCCCUGAAAAUACUUCUCAAACCUUCCCCCUUCGUGAGACGAAUCCAACGGAGAAAGAAUCGUUGGAAACGGUCGUGAAACGAGGGAGAAAAGCUUUGCCGGAGUUUCGCCGGGCAAACUUUCACGACGGGAAACGGAGAAGAGGGAGGAACUGCCGCUGCCGCCAACCCAUCACCGACCUUCGCCGUCCCAUAAGGAGUGCACCGCCACCGUCAUUGGCCGCGUCCGUCGAGGUGAUUAUCUAGAGACCGGAUUAGAGGAAGAUAACUAGGAGCAUCAGGACUUAAGGUGAUGAGUUGGAUACCUAUGUGGAUUGAUGGAUUGCUCGAGCUUGAGUGCGAAUUAGAAGAUGCCUUAGUUAAAUCUAGUCAUGAAACAAACAUUUACUUAUUAUUACAUUAGUUUUUGUUGUUUUACUUUGAGUUGCCUGUGCAUUCGGUUAAGAGAUGACCGAAUGUGGCGGUAACACCCAUUCCCCUUUUAGACUUCCGCUGUAUUUCUUCAAUUCUUUGAUGAAUGAAUAAAGUAUUUCUUUUAAAUAUAUCAAUGUUUUGGGCGGGAAAUUUAGGGGUGUUACACUCUACCCGACAACACAAGCAAAAGUGUGGGGGAAUUCGUGAAGAAAAACAUUUUUUCACGUUUCGGUGUGCCCCGUACCAUCAUAAGUGACAAUGGCACACAUUUCAAGAAUGCCCACUUUUCUGGCUUGCUAAAGAAAUAUGGGUGCAAUUUCCGAACCGGGGCAGCCUAUCAUCCACAAACCAAUGGGCAAGUUGAAGUAUCCAACCGAGAGAUUAAAUCAAUUCUAGAGAAAACAGUCACCACCUCUAGAAAAGAUUGGGCAUUAAAAUUAGAUGAUGCGCUAUGGGCAUACCGGACGGCUUACAAAACACCGUUGGGUAUGUCGCCAUACCGGCUUGUUUAUGGGAAGUCAUGCCAUCUUCCCGUAGAACUUGAACACAAAGCACAGUGGGCACUCUCCAAGCUAAAUCUUGAGCCUGCAUUCUCAAGGGAGAGGAGGAUGUUCCAAAUGGCAGAACUUGAAGAACUCCGAAGGGAUGCAUAUGAGAAUUCCCGUAUCUACAAGGAAAGGGCAAAAGCUUGGCAUGACAAAAACAUCAACCGAAGGGAUUUCUACGUCGGCCAAAAGGUACUACUCUUCAACUCUAGACUUCGCCUUUUUCCCGGAAAGCUAAAAACCCGAUGGUCGGGACCAUUCACAAUCACUGAGGUCCGACCAUACGGCUCAAUGAUGAUUCAAAAUGGUGAUCAAACACCAUUUCUUGUAAAUGGUCACCGACUUAAGCCAUACAUGGAGUACCAUAACACCUUGGCAACCACCACUUGCCAAUUGAAGGACUAAAAAGGUACGUUGCGUCCGGCCUAUGACGUUAAACUGAGCGCUAAUUGGGAGGCAACCCAACAACAAAAAAAUCAAUUAUAAAUAAGGAUGUUUGGUCAUGCAUAUUCAUUUUUAUCUAUAAAUUGAAUAAAAAUCAAUUAUAAAUAAAUCUGUUUAUAAACAUUCACAUUUAUUUAUAAUUGAAACAAAAAAAAAUAUAAAAUUUUCAAGGACCGGCGCCGGUCGGCCACAUAACCGGCGCCGUACGAUUCCAGAGACUUUAGGGUGUUGGCGUUCACGCGUAACCGGCGCCGGACACCCUACAACCGGCGCCGGUCGGGCCGGUUAAAAUCAUAAUCAGGUCGCAUCUCAGACCUCAUUUUCGAACCCUUCCCCCAAACUUUGAGAACCCUUCGCCGGAAAACACCCCCAAACGCCCAAAUCCGCCCGCCAAAGCCAAAAAUCACUCUUAGGAGCUCGGAUUCAACAUCAAACAUCACUUCUCAAUCUUCUUCGCCCCUAUUUGAACAUCAAUUCAAGGUAUUUUAGCUUUAAUCCCAAUUUUCUCUAAUUUUUGAAAUCUUUUAUUUCUUUAAAUUUUUGGCAAAAUAGAUGAUUAUCAUUGAUGAAAAUUGUUUUCAUAUGCUCAUUUGAUGUAUAUAACCUUGUUUGUUGCCAAAAAUUUUGAGAUUAAAGUUCAACAUUAGGGGAAGUUCUUGAAAAAAAAAAUCUAAAAACCCUAAUUUCGAAUUUCUUGUUCAUUGAUGAAUUGCUCUAUAUAAUUGAUGUUUAGAAGCAUAUUGAUAUGAUUUAUUGUUGAUAUAUAGUCUUCUAAACAUAAUUAUUGAAAGAAAUUUGUGUAUGAACAUGAGAU
Messenger RNA from Cuscuta europaea, 5603 nucleotides. The record is from the annotation of a GenBank genome assembly. NCBI's taxonomy places the organism in Eukaryota, Viridiplantae, Streptophyta, Magnoliopsida, Solanales, Convolvulaceae.